AUGUAUUCUCGAGUUACUUCCUUUACUCGACAAUUUUGAAGAAGUCUCAAAGUCCCUCCUCAGCCUUCUCAAAGCCCUUCUUCUAACUUUUCUCUCUACCACACAUUAUUUGCAAUAUCUGGCCUUUAUCUUGCAUAUGACUAUCAUAAACAAUUUCUUGAAAGCUGUGGGAUUGUUGGGUAUAUCGGAAAAGAGCCCAAAGCAAUUGAAGUCAUUCUUAAUGGACUCAAUGAAGUCCAAAACCGUGGCUACGACUCAGCUGGAGUUGCAACAUAUCAUGAAAAUGAAGGAAUGCGCGUCACAAAAUAUGCAAGCGGCAAAGACACGAUUUCUGAUUCAAUUUCCAAGCUUUCAAAGGAAGCAGCUAUAACUCAUAAAGGCAGCAGGUUGGGAAUUGGCCACACCCGUUGGGCAACACAUGGAGGAGUUACAGACCAAAACGCCCAUCCUCACUCAGAUCACAAAAACAGGGUCUUUGUAAUUCACAAUGGGACCAUUUCAAACACCCACGAAAUUGAGGAAAUAUUAAAGCAUAAAGGUAUCCCAAUCAAAACAGAAACUGACACAGAACUUAUAGCACUGCUAAUUGGCAUGUAUCUCGAUGAAGGACAUUCAUUUAGAAUUUCCACCAAGCUGGCAUUGGAAAGGCUUGUCGGAACCUGGGGACUUGCCGCAAUUUGUAGUGAAAGCCCAAAUGAAAUUAUUGUCGCGAGAAAAGGCAGUCCGAUCCUUGUAGGGAUUGGUGAGCAUGAGCUGUUUGUAGGGAGCGAACAAUUAGCGUUCAGUAAGUAUACAAAUAAAUAUAUUGCACUAGACGAUGACGAGAUCUGGACUUUAGACCCUGUUAAGAUGGAGGUGGAAAAAGAUAGAAUUCAAACGGUCGCAGAAAUCUCCAAUGUGUCUUUAGGUCACUAUACACAUUGGACUUUGAAAGAAAUUGAAGAACAGCCUGAGUCAGCAGCCAGAGCUUUGAAUUAUGGGGCUAGAUUAACUCAGGACAGUGCAAGGCUGAAAGGGCUGGAUGAGAUUGAAGACGAAUUCUUAAAGGUGAGAAACUUAUUACUAGUAGGCUGUGGAACUUCACUGCAUGCAGCUCAGUUUGGAGCUCAGCUGAUAAGAUAUAUGGGGAUUUUAAACACUGUGCAGGCAAUUGAUGGGUCAGAAUUAACCUCUUAUGAUAUCCCAAGUGACCACCCUGGUGUCAUAGCUAUCAGCCAAUCUGGCGAGACUAGAGAUGUUGUUGGGCCUGUAGAAAAAUUGGUCAACCAAGGAAUUCUGACACUUUCUCUAGUAAAUGUGGUUGGCUCCCAGCUAGCCAGACUUACAAAGCACGGAGUUUACUUGAAUUCAGGAAGAGAAAUAGCUGUGGCCUCCACAAAAAGCUUCAUGAACUCUUGUAUAGUUUUAGCUGAAAUUUCCUUGUGGAUGUCUAAACAUCUGAAGCCCAACGACACAGAAAAAAGAAAGCAGCUGGUCCAAGCUUUGCUGGAAUUUCCCAUGCAGGUCGGAUCAGUGAUAGCACAGAAUAAAGAAGCCAUGAAAGAGCUUGCUGAAGAAAUCAAAGACGAGCAGCAUAUGUUUAUUCUUGGACGAGGCCUUGGGGAGUCUAUUGCUAAAGAAGGGGCAUUGAAAAUUAAAGAACUCUCAAGACUUCAUGCUGAAGGCUACCCUGGAGGAGCGCUAAAGCACGGACCUUUUGCAUUGAUAGGAGAUGGGACACCAAUAAAAUGGCUUUCGCUCGAGCGAAGUUAGCUCUGCUAACUUUCUCUCACUCAAGCAAUUUUAUUUAUAGGGUUGGGUUUUUACCUCAAGAACUUCUGCACAGCAACAGCGGUUUAAAUUUGGGGAUAACCCAAAGGAACUGCUCCUCAGUGCGCUCAAGAUCUGGAGUUUUACCCCUCAGCACAUCCCAAGGGAGAUGGACCCUCAGGCGGAACACGCGCAGGAGCUGAGUCGAACAAACCGUGGCGGCAGUAAAGCCCGUCGAAGCCGGAACGCCUUAUUUGCUCGUGCCCUGGCGAAUCAAAAGGGAUCGGCCCAGCGGUCUCUGGGCCCGACACGUGUACAAAUAUGGUGGUAGCUCUGGAAGCGGCAACCCCGUAGGAGACGUUAAACGUUAAUAGAUAAUUAGAUAGAUAGAUAGGAGAUGGGACACCAAUAUUUUGAUUAUCCUUGAUGAUGAAAAUAAAGACAUGAUGAACCUUGCACUUGCAGAAGUCACAGGUAGAGGAGCCAAAACAAUUGUGAUUACACCAGAUCCAUCAUUAAUUACUGCUUCGAAAAAGCCUCACAAAAUAGUAAAAAUUGAUAAAACUGGGCCAUUAUCAGCUUUGCUUGCAAUUAUUCCGAUGCAACUGUUGGGAUAUUAUUUAAGUAUUAAGAGAGACUUGGAUCCUGAUCACCCUCGCGGAUUAGCUAAAGUCGUAACUGUAAGCUAA
Messenger RNA from Blepharisma stoltei, 2438 nucleotides. The record is from the annotation of a GenBank genome assembly. Lineage: Eukaryota; Ciliophora; Heterotrichea; Heterotrichida; Blepharismidae.